This is a messenger RNA of Cloeon dipterum, 4396 nucleotides long. It is a transcript of the gene jar, whose product is annotated as Myosin heavy chain 95F jaguar. Gene Ontology annotation, biological process: actin filament organization; endocytosis; vesicle transport along actin filament. The coding region runs from base 162 to 3917 and encodes 1251 amino acids. Gene Ontology annotation, cellular component: cytoplasm; endocytic vesicle; myosin complex. Gene Ontology annotation, molecular function: actin filament binding; ATP binding; microfilament motor activity. The transcript is spliced from 24 exons. NCBI's taxonomy places the organism in Eukaryota, Metazoa, Arthropoda, Insecta, Ephemeroptera, Baetidae. The record is from RefSeq and is a predicted model, not a curated record.
AGCCAGCACGGACAGCGAGUGCGAGUGAGUCGUGCGAGGAGAGGACGAGAGGAGAGCACCUUCCGCGCCAGCCUGCACUCGCUUCGCGCCCACUCGGCCAAAUCUGUUUUCGACGGAAAAGCUGCGAGGAAAGCGCGUUUUCCGCAUUUUCCACUGCCGGGAUGUUCCAGCGGCAGAAGGUGUGGGUGCCUGACCCUGAGCAUGGCUUCAUCAUGGGGUGCAUCGUCGACUUGGGUCUCGACGAAUGCACCGUGCAGGCAUUUGAUCGAUCCCGGAAACCCUUUGUUUGCGGCCUAGACCGCGUCUACCCCGCUGAGGAGGAUGAAAACAAAGAAGUGGAUGACAACUGUGGUUUGAUGUACUUAAACGAAGCGACACUACUGCAUAACAUUAAAUUGCGCUACAGCAAAGAUAAGAUCUAUACUUACGUCGCUAACAUCCUGAUCGCUGUAAAUCCGUACACUGAGCUGAAGGGCCUCUACUCCAGUGAAACCAUCAAAAAGUACAAGGGGAAAUCUCUGGGCACCAUGCCGCCCCACGUUUUUGCGAUUGCUGACAAAGCUUUCCGCGAUAUGAGAGUGUUGAAGCAAUCGCAGUCCAUCAUCGUUUCGGGCGAGUCUGGAGCUGGAAAGACUGAGUCAACAAAGUACCUCCUCAGAUACAUGUGCGACCACUGGGGCUCCUCAGCGGGGCCAAUUGAGCAAAAAAUUCUGGAUGCCAAUCCUGUGCUGGAGGCCUUUGGAAACGCCAAAACCACCAGGAACAACAACAGCAGUCGGUUUGGCAAGUUCAUUGAAGUGCACUUUGAUUCCAAACACCAAGUGGUCGGAGGUUUCAUUUCCCACUACCUGCUUGAAAAGUCAAGAAUCUGUAUGCAAGGACCCGAGGAGCGGAACUACCAUGUCUUCUAUCAGCUGUGUGCUGGAGCACCUGAAAAACUGAGGCAGCAGCUCCAACUCACGAAACCAGAUGACUUUCACUAUUUGAAGAAUGGUUGCACUCAGUACUUUGUGAGCAACAAUAGCAAGCUGAACAGCAGCCAGCUAAGUAAAGCACACCAGGCCAAAGGUGGCCUAAGAGAUCCCAUGUUGGAUGACUGCAAUGACUUUGUUGAGAUGGACAAAGCAUUGACCAGACUGGGACUUCAGGAGCAGGAAAGGUUUUCCAUUUACUCCACAGUCGCUGCAGUUCUUCACUUGGGAAAUAUUUCCUUUGAAGAAAAUCCCGAGGACACAAAGGGUGGUUGCAGAGUGUGUGCCUCAUCAGAGAAAGCUCUUAAUUUGGCUGCUGGCCUGAUAGGCGCUGACAAAGAAGAGUUGCGUCAGGCCCUCAUCUCCAAAGUCAUGCAGACCAGCAGAGGCGGUCUCAAGGGCACCGUUAUCAUGGUGCCUCUGAAGGUGUACGAGGCAAACAACGCUAGGGAUGCCCUGGCGAAGGCGCUCUACAGCCGCCUCUUUGACUACAUUGUUGGCAGGAUCAACAGGAGCAUUCCUUUCAAAACCUCCAGCCAUUACAUUGGAGUACUUGACAUUGCUGGAUUCGAGUAUUUCACUGUCAAUAGUUUUGAGCAGUUCUGCAUCAACUACUGCAAUGAAAAGCUCCAGCAGUUUUUCAAUCAGAGGAUUCUGAAGGAAGAACAGACCUUGUAUGAAAAGGAGGGGCUCAACGUCAAGAAAAUCGAGUUUGUUGACAACCAGGACUGCAUUGAUUUGAUUGAGGCAAGGGGCAACGGCAUCUUCAGUCUUUUGGACGAAGAGUCAAAGUUGCCAAAGUCCAGUGGAGCUCAUUUCACCACUGAAGUUCACUCAAGACUUGGUGGACACUUCCGACUUGCUCUUCCUCGCGCAUCAAAACUCAGAGACCACAGGGAAGUGCGUGAUGAUGAAGGUUUCCUUGUGCGCCACUUUGCCGGUGCUGUCUGCUACCACACAAGCCAAUUCAUUGAGAAGAAUAACGAUGCUCUGCACGCCUCUCUAGAAGGUUUGGUGCAAGAAAGCCAGAAUCCUUUCGUACAAGUGCUCUUCUCAAACGCCUCACAGCAGAAGGGAAAACUCACCUUCAUCAGUGUUGGCUCCAAAUUCAAGACUCAGCUUGAGGAACUGAUGGAAAAGCUCCGAAGCACUGGUACCAACUUCAUCAGGUGCAUCAAGCCUAAUAUAAGAAUGGUUGACCAUCAGUUUGAGGGCGGCUCAAUUCUCUCUCAACUGCAGUGCUCCGGCAUGACUUCAGUUCUGGAGCUGAUGCAGCAAGGCUUCCCCUCAAGAGCGCCUUUCUCUGAGCUGUACAAUAUGUACAAGAACUAUCUGCCACCCAAGCUGGCUAGACUAGAUGCUAGGAUGUUCUGCAAGGCCCUGUUUCAAGCUCUGGGACUUAAUGAGAAUGACUUCCGAUUUGGCUUGACCAAAGUGUUCUUCAGACCAGGAAAAUUCGCCGAGUUUGACGAAAUCAUGAAGUCAGACCCUGAGAACCUGGCCAAUUUGGUUGCCAAGGUGCAGAAGUGGCUGAUCAUGUCGCGCUGGAAGAAGGCCCAAUAUGGUGCUCUCUGCGUCAUCAAACUUAAGAACAAAAUCGUCUACCGCGCCAAGAACCUGGUGGUGAUCCAGAAGACCGUGCGGAUGCACCUGUGCAAGAAGCAGCACCAGCCCAGGUACCGCGGCAUCAGCAAGAUCAAGAGCCUUAGCUCGAUGCUGACUAGAAUGGAGCAGUGCAUCAGCCAGAUGAAGAAGGACAAAGAUUCCAGUGCGGCAGAAGUGACCAAGCUGAAGAAGGACAUGGAUGCUGCCAUCCAAAGAAUCAAGUCCAAUCCAAAGAUUAAGCCGUCAGAAGUGAGCCUGCUGCAUACCCAGCUGAUGAAUCAGGCCAACACUUGCAUGGCCUCUGUGCAAAAAAGAGUGGAAGCGCAGAAAAUUGCUGAGGAGCAGGAACGUAUCCGCAAGCUGCAGGAGGAAAUGGAAAGGGAGAGAAAGCGAAAGGAUGAGGAGGAGCGCAAAAAGAAAGAAGAAGAGGAGACAAGGAAAAAAAACUCCUUAUUUAAACUUGACCAAUUGCACAGGAAAUCAGAGAUGGAAGCCAGAAGGAAAAUUGAAGAGGAGGAAAGAAAGAAGCUUGAGUUGGCGGAUAAGAUACUGGCAGAGAAACUCCAGGCUGAGAUGGAGAAAGAGAACUCCAAGUACAGGGAGCAAAUAGAGCAAGAGAGAAGAGACCACGAGUUGGCUUUACGGCUGGCACAAGAAACGCACAGCCAGGUCGAGGACAUAACACCAGUGCGGAGCCUCAGCAGGGUGGCGGAAUCCAAGAGUCCCAACAACUAUCGGCUCAACAGGUCUGAGAAUGUGCGAGCGCAGCAGGCAGCCAGCAAGGGCAAGUACGACCUUUCCAAGUGGAAGUAUUCGGAGCUCAGGGACACGAUCAACACUUCAUGCGACAUUGAGCUUCUGGAGGCUUGCAGAAUUGAGUUCCACCGCCGCCUGAAGGUGUACCACGCCUGGAAGGCCAAGAACAAGAGGCGAUCCACCAUGGAUGAAAACGAGAGAGCGCCACGAUCAAUCAUGGAGCAAGCUAGCAAGCCUUUGGUACACGUCAACAACAAUUCCAAAGUUCCAAUCAUCACAGAGCAACAUCGUUAUUUCCGCAUUCCGUUCAUUCGUCCUGGAACUGGUGGCGUCAACGACCAAAACAACAAGAGAGGCUGGUGGUAUGCCCACUUUGAUGGACAGUACGUUGCUAGGCAGAUGGAGCUCCACCCUGAAAAGCAGGCCAUCCUCCUCACUGCUGGAGUGGACGACAUGCAGAUGUGCGAGCUGAGCUUGGAUGAAACUGGCUUGACUCGCAAGCGUGGCGCUGAAAUUCUCGAGCACGAGUUUAACCGCGAAUGGGAAAAGCACGGCGGCCCAAAGUACAAGCCGCGUGCAAAGUGAGACACAACCGGGACCAACCCCUAGUCAGCUGCUUUCAAACUUUUAUCAAAUUUGAAGGGUAGACGGGAUUUUUAUGUAACAUGUUGUGAAGAUUUAAAAAUAGGUUCGCCUCCAUUUAUCACAUUUCAAUUAUACUAUUUAAUGUUGUUUUCUUUGUUUGAAUUUAGCAAGUUUUAGUGCAAUUGUCAAAGUUUCCUCCAGUUUUGAAUGGAUCACAUUAUAUGUGUUAACUUAUGUGUAGAGAGUUAUUUUCCAGCACAAUCACAAUUAAAUCGAUAACUUCUUGUUAGUGCAGCUUAAUGUUGAAUGACACGUUUUGCGUUCUGUAAAUGGUUGAUUGAAAAAUUAAUAUAGUUGUUAUAAUAACUACUUUAAGAACGCAUUUCUUUUGUUGGUAUUAGAGGGAGAACGUAAUGUUUGGAAAUGAGACGCCGUAUGUUGUAGCGAAUCAAAUAAAGACUUUUUUAUUUGCACCUUGA